Trichoderma reesei QM6a is the source of this 1656-nucleotide messenger RNA. RefSeq lists its product as uncharacterized. Bases 1 to 1656 code for a protein of 551 amino acids. The transcript is spliced from 2 exons. Lineage: Eukaryota; Fungi; Ascomycota; Sordariomycetes; Hypocreales; Hypocreaceae. The record is from RefSeq and is a predicted model, not a curated record.
AUGAAUCGUCUGCCCACCGAGCUUAUCGACGCCAUCCUGCUGCACUGCGUCAACUCCGGCCCCAAGAAUGCCGUCCUCGACCUCCGCCUCGUCUGCAAGGCCUUUGACCGCAUCCUCAAGCCGUACGCAUGCCGCACCCUCGAGCUCGAGUUCUCGCGCCUCAGCAAGACGAGCCGCCUUGGCCGGCCGCGGACGGAUGCCCUGCAGACGGUGGGAUACCACUGCAAGAGCCUCUACAUUGACCUGAUGGUUCUUCGCGACGAGAUGGAAGUCGACUUCCUCAACACAGUCUUUGCCCGCGUCCCCUGGAUGAUGGACUUCUGCCAGUCACUACAGAACCUCUACUGCAUGGGCGAGAUGUCCUUUACCGAGAAGGAAUACUACCAGGCCGUCGAGGCGCUCCUCUUCAACUGCCGUGAUAUCGAGCGGCUGCGGCUGAGCCUGCCUUUCCAACUGGUGGGCCGACACUGCAACGCCGCCACCAUCAUCCUCGCCAACACCUUCAAGGCGCUGGCUUCGCGCCCGGAGGAGGACUCGGCCUCGAUGAAGGUCCUGGUGUUGGAGAAUGUCACCGAUAUCGCCGUCUGCCACCUGUGGAUGAACCCCAGCGACGUGAUGAACAUCAUGGCCACCGUGGCCGUCCUCAAGCACCUCGUUAUUGCCCUCCGUCGGCACGAGACUGAUCCGCCGCGCGUGAGCAUGUUUGGGUCGUGCUUCUGGAACAUCAUCGAGCACGCGCAGCACCUCGAGACCUUGUGCAUAAUUGGCAUGGAGCAUGACGACAGGCCGCCUCGGGGACUGAAGCAGACCAGGUCCAACCAGAUGGCCGUGGAUGAGUGGAGGGCGCGGGUGCUGCCGCCGCCUCGGAUCAUGCUUGAUAACCUGACGUGCCUGGAGCUGAAGCGAGUAGAGAUCUCCCCGGACGUUUUUAGGCGGUUCACCGAGGAGUUUGGAGCCCUCAUGGAGGAGCUGUAUCUCAACGAGGUGUACCUGAAGACGGAACAGUCCCGCGAUUGGAACUACAACUCGAAGAAGGUGCUGUGGGUUGGCAUUGCAAACCAGCGGCCUGAAGAAGACGACCAGUGGAUGGCCAUGAUGCUGCGCUGUACCAUGCCCAACCUCCGCAUCUGCCGAGCCUCGUUCCUUGCGUACGACCUAUAUAUCCGAGACGAAAUCGUCACCAGCCCAGACUUUGACCUCAUUGACCCAUGCGGCAUGGCGCGUAGCCUGUCCCAGCGCUUUGUCGAAGUCGUGAUGGGAAUCCGUCAGCCUCCUACGCCGACCGGGGAUCCCGUCGAGUACCUCCCCCAAGACUCUCGCGAGGACUACCUCCUUCAGCGACUCACGGAUCGGCCCGACUAUGUGCGGAUCGUCGACUACGAUACUAAUGCAUACCAGACUGCGGUGGAAAACACCACGUCAGGAUGGCAGAAGAGCAUCGACGGCGUGUUUACAAACUGCAACCCCAACACCCUCGAUGAGCUGCACUACAUUGCCGAGACGGCGUGCCAGGGCAUGAAUGAGAUUCACCGACGACGCAACGAAUGGACGGCGGGCAACAGCCUGGCCAACGAAUAUACGCACAACCUGUUGACGGCGGUGGAUGAUCCGUCCACCCAGUUAGAGUUUCUGACUGACGACCAACUUUUCGAAUGA